Molecule: messenger RNA, 650 nt
Organism: Ochotona curzoniae (black-lipped pika)
Lineage: Eukaryota; Metazoa; Chordata; Mammalia; Lagomorpha; Ochotonidae
Gene: DIRAS2
Product: DIRAS family GTPase 2
Exons: 1
Coding region: 32-631 (199 amino acids)
Biological process (GO): signal transduction
Cellular component (GO): plasma membrane
Molecular function (GO): GDP binding; GTP binding; GTPase activity
Source: RefSeq, a predicted model, not a curated record
CUACUGGUGACCGUUGACACCUACAAGCGCCAUGCCUGAGCAAAGCAACGAUUACCGCGUGGCCGUGUUUGGGGCAGGUGGUGUCGGCAAGAGCUCGCUGGUCCUGAGGUUUGUGAAAGGAACGUUCCGGGAGAGCUACAUCCCCACUGUGGAAGACACCUACCGGCAGGUGAUCAGCUGCGACAAGAGCAUCUGCACGCUGCAGAUCACCGACACCACUGGGAGCCACCAGUUCCCUGCCAUGCAGCGCCUGUCCAUCUCCAAAGGGCACGCCUUCAUCCUGGUCUACUCCAUCACCAGCCGGCAGUCCCUGGAGGAGCUGAAGCCCAUCUAUGAACAGAUCUGCGAGAUCAAAGGGGAUGUGGAGAGCAUCCCCAUCAUGCUGGUGGGCAACAAGUGCGAUGAGAGCCCCAACCGCGAGGUGCAGAGCAGCGAGGCGGAAGCCCUGGCCCGCACGUGGAAGUGCGCCUUCAUGGAGACCUCGGCUAAGCUCAACCACAACGUGAAGGAGCUCUUCCAGGAGCUGCUCAACCUGGAGAAGCGCAGGACCGUGAGCCUUCAGAUCGACGGCAAAAAGAGCAAGCAGCAGAAACGGAAAGAGAAGCUCAAGGGCAAGUGUGUGGUCAUGUGAAUGUGCUGCCCCAGGAGGA